AUGAUCAAUCUGAUCCUUGUAUCAGCAGACAAAGCAAAGUUCAAGACUUGGAGACAACAAUUGGCAGAACUAAACACUGUUCUUCCCAUCAGCUGCAUGGCAGUCAAUGAAUCUCAUCUGCCAUUACUCUCUGACAACUUCAGAGAGUCCAUGUGGGAUAUGCUAGAGCUGAGGCAAUUCUCCAUGCAACUGCUGUUACUGAGUGGCAUGAUACCACCCUCCAGCAUCCCCGCUCUCAAGAUAAUAUUUGGUCUGACUGAUAAGGUACAUGAGAUCAGGCAGUCCAGCAACUGGCCAGAGCUAGAGUACAUCCUCAAACCACCUGCAUCAUCGAGCGAUAUAGAAGAGGAGACCAUUCAGAUCAUAGCGAACGAGUGGAAGGAAUGGUCGACGAAAGACAGAGGCCUAGUCUUCAUAGUUUACAUGCAAGAUGGAGAAAGUGUGGCUGAAAAGACUGGCUGGCCAUUCUAUAAUAGAGACAAGGAGACGAGCGAUGCUACAAGGGCUCGAUAUUACAAGAGUUGGUUCCAAGGGGAAACUCCGAUGCCUAUGGAGAUGACAGAGCUGAUCCAAGCUCAAGGCAGGGGGGGAAGAGAUGGACAACACACACGGUGCUAUGUUCUUCUAGAUUUUUCUCCAGCCAAGAUCACCAUAGGACGACUUGAAGUUGAUCACAAGGGACUAUGGCAUGCAAGAGACUAUGCAUACAAGAACUCAAUUGCAUGCUGUCUCCGUCAUGCAUCCACAGAAUAUAUAGAUGGAGUAGGAACUUGGUGCAAAGACAAUGCAGCGAAUCAGCAAUGCUCCUUCUGCAAGAAAGGACCAAAGGGACUAAGCCAAGGACGCGCACCAUUGAUGGUGCAUUUGAAUGAUAGGCAGACCUCUGGAGAAAGCCAUGUGCAUGAACAAAUGACUUCACUCAAGAGAAUGAUAGAAGAGAUAUUGACCAACUCUGGAGAUCCAUUCCUUGAAGCUGUUGAGAAAGCAAAGAAGUCUAGGAAAGAGCGGCUAGAGGGAGAGAUGAUGGAAGUAGAACCACUGGUAGCCGGAGAGGUGACCUGCAAGUGGCCAGACAUUGUGGUUCCUAUAGGAUUUGGAAUCCUAAGAGAUGACAAACUACAAGGCGAAGCGGAAAAGAAGUUCAAGGUAGAUUGGAAGAACAAUGGAGAGGUGUUUGCGACAUGGCCAGGAAAGAAACCAGAAAAGAGACGACUGAGCAACAGAAUGGACUUGCUGCUAUGCAUGAAAGAUGAAGGCAAUAGCAAACAUGUGGGCCAAGUCACUAAUAACAUCAGUCGUGGUCAUACCAAAUAA
This is a messenger RNA of Suillus paluster, 1314 nucleotides long. RefSeq lists its product as uncharacterized. NCBI's taxonomy places the organism in Eukaryota, Fungi, Basidiomycota, Agaricomycetes, Boletales, Suillaceae. The coding region runs from base 1 to 1314 and encodes 437 amino acids. The record is from RefSeq and is a predicted model, not a curated record. The transcript is spliced from 5 exons.